UAGUUGUCUUCUUCUCAAACAUAUCUCAACUUAUUGUUUGAAACUAAAAAAGAAGAGACCACCAAACAAAAACAAAAAUGGCGUCCAAAGCCAUCUUCUUCUCUUUCUUAGUCGUCUCCACCGUGUGUUUGUUCUCUCUCGCCGGUUUUGCGGCCGCUGAUGCUGACGAUUUUGACCUUUUCCAGAUUCAAGGAUCUGUUUACUGUGACACUUGCCGUGUCCAAUUCGUUACCCGUCUCAGCAAAUUCCUCGAAGGUGCGAAAGUGAAGUUGGAGUGCAGGAGCAGAACAAACGGAACCCUAACGUUGACUAAAGAAGCCGUUACCGACAAAUCAGGAAGCUACAAGAUGGAAGUAACCGGUGACCACGAAGAAGAAGUUUGCGAGCUCGUGUUGGUCCAAUCACCAGACAGUGGUUGCAGUGACGUCAGCAAAGAGGCCUAUUUACGUAACGCCGCUAAGAUCAGUUUAACCGCGAAUGACGGAAUCGUCUCUCACGAGACUCGUAUCGUUAACCCUCUCGGUUUCAUGGUUAAGACGCCGUUAGCUGAUUGUCCCGCCGCUUUCAAGGAGCUCGGUAUUGUCCCUGACGUCACCUUUUAAGCGAAGAAAGAAAAUAUAUUACAUGAGAGAUAUUAAUUAAUUUCUACUUGCUUGAUCUUAAAGGGGUUUCCGUCAAGUUUAUCAAUGAUUUAUUAUCAUGAAUGAAUUAAUAUCUUCAUCAUUUAUUGAGGUUAAUUUUUUGCUUUUUGUUUUUGUUUAA
Molecule: messenger RNA, 762 nt
Organism: Brassica napus (rape)
Lineage: Eukaryota; Viridiplantae; Streptophyta; Magnoliopsida; Brassicales; Brassicaceae
Product: pollen-specific protein-like At4g18596
Exons: 2
Coding region: 78-602 (174 amino acids)
Source: RefSeq, a predicted model, not a curated record